This is a messenger RNA of Cetraspora pellucida, 2099 nucleotides long. Lineage: Eukaryota; Fungi; Glomeromycota; Glomeromycetes; Diversisporales; Gigasporaceae. The record is from the annotation of a GenBank genome assembly.
AAAUUUUUUACGUGGAAAACUAUCAAGAAUUGACGAACUUACUACCGAAGGGAAUUCGAGUAUUCGCGACAGCAUUCCUGAUUUUAAGCUUCUAUCUACCGAGGCUGGGGUAACUUUCCUGGCAUUCGGUAAUGGGUCACCGGAUCUUUUUAGUACCUUUAGCGCAAUGACACACGAUUCUGGUCCUUUAGCUAUCGGAGAGCUUAUCGGAGCCGCAAACUUUAUAACGUCUAUAGUUGCCGGUUCCAUGGCAGUUAUAGCUCCGUUUCGUGUUAAAAAAGCUCCGUUCCUCCGAGACGUGUUUUUUUUUUCUACAGCGAUUGCAUUUACUCUUGCUAUUAUUUGGGAUGGGUACAUUUAUUUGUGGGAGAGUAUAACCUUGGUAUUACUCUAUGUUACCUAUGUUACUGUAGUGGUUUUAGGAAAUUGGAUUGUAAAACAGCGAAAAAAAAGAAGAUGGUUGGAACAAAAGGAUAGAGAGGAAUUUGCCCACUCUAUAACAGGAAAUGAAGUCUUUAAAACGCCUGAAGAAUUUGAAAAUCGAGAUGUCUACGGUUAUGAUUCCUACGUUGAGACCGAUCUUUUGUUACCAGAAGGUGAACGCGGCCCUGAUUAUACGAAUCAAACAAUUCAACCAAUAUCAUUGACACCUUUGUUACCGUAUGACCAUUUCGAGAGUUACUCGCAAAAUUCAUUUCUACCCACAAAUGAUAUAGACCAAUCUAAACAUCACCAGCAUGGUAGUUCUACAAGGCCAAUGACAAUUAAUCGUAGGCCUUCGUUGGUCAGAGCGAUAGAGUAUCGAGAUGUGGUUAAUUCUAUCAAAUUGAGUAGCAAUAUGAGAUCACCGGGACGAAAUAGAACAAUGCUUUCAAGUUGGCCAAAUAAUGAUCAUUCACACAGAACUAGGAGAGCGUGGACCAGUAUUGAAGGAACUUCAGAUUUAACGCAUAACUCUUCUACACAUCUCGCUCCAAACACAUUGAGUGUGCCCAAUACGCCACUGUUCUUGGAGAUUCCACGAAUCCCUCACAGGAGGUCAUCGUCUUUAUCACCACCAGUCCAAAUAUUUUCUUCACCGUUAAACAUGUCCCCAUUAAACAUUUCUCCUUCACACGAAACUUUCCAAACACCUUCUCCAUCAGCAGAAACCAAUCAACAUCUUUUAACUGAUAUGUCAAUACAUUCGUCACCUAUGCAUUCUCCUAUAGUCACAACAGCAUCAUCUCCAAUGUUAAAGCCAUUACAGACACCACCUCCGAUAACUAUUUGGAAAGAAAUACAAUCCACUCUUUUUCCAUCCCUUACAGGUUUCUUUGAAAAGUCAUUCGUUGCAAAACUCACCGCUUUGAUGGCACUUCCAAUGAUACUUGUACUUAAGCUUACACUUCCUGUUGUGGAAGUUGAUGAUAUACCCUUACAAGAAGAACAAAAGAAUAAUCAAUCACAACAUAUUGACACUCCUUCCAUUGUUGUCAACGAUGAUCAUGAUUUAGUUAUAGUUGAUGAACCUGAAAACAAAUGCCCUACCGGGUGGAAUCGUUGGCUAACUGUAGUUCAAUUUUUUUUUGCACCUUUGUUUGUCUCAACGGUUUUACUCAGCGAUGAGUCACCUAUUUUCAUAUUAUACGCAUUUAUUGUUGGUAUCUUAUUAUCCAUGUUUUGCAUUUUUACUACGAGCGAUGAUGAACCUCCCAAGUUUUAUUCAGCACUAAGCUUUAUGGGAUUUGGUGUUGCGAUUGUGUGGGUUUAUCUCUUAGCUAACGAAGUUGUUGGUUUGUUACAGGCUUUGGGUUUAAUUAUGGGAUUAAGUGAUGCUAUUCUUGGCCUAACUAUAUUCGCAAUGGGUAGUAGCCUUGGUGAUUUUGUUGCCAAUAUCACUAUCGCAAAAACGGGGAGACCUAUGAUGGCUAUAAGUGCAUGCUUUGGUGGUCCAAUGUUGAAUAUUCUUUUAGGCAUUGGCUUGAGUGGUACUUAUGUGACAGCCAAAACUGGCAUCCCGUACAAAAUUGACGUUGAGCCAACAUUAUUUGUAUCAUCAUCUAGCUUACUGAUAGCAUUGUUUUCCGCCCUCGUCUACCUGCCCCGAAAUGAGUAUC